AUGUCUAACGGUACAGAUAGAGAUGACCCGGAGUCGAAACCAGGUCAUCGUAUUGCAUCUCGGGUCAUCGUAUUGCACAGUGCGGUUGUAGCUCAUGCAGCUCUAAUGUGCACCCCGCCACAUGCGCCCGUGGGUGUAGUGUCGGAAUAUUGGGCGAAUGCUGGGCGAGAAAUGAGGUGGAACUUACCGGCAUUUUUGUUUUAUGUAAGUAUCAUACGUGGGGAAGACACAGAUAUGAAUGAUUCAGCGCAUAUUGUUGCAUCAAAAUUUACGCUAUCGCAAUAUGCAGUUGAAGGAAUGGAUUAUGUUAUUGAUUAUCGUCUUUACAACGUCGGGGACAGAGCUGCCCUACGUGUAGCAUUAGAUGAUCGAGAUGGUUUUCCCACACAAGCUUUUGAUGUUGUACGAGGCCUCUUGCAGGUACGUUGGGAAAGAAUAGGUCCCGGCAAUAAUGUUUCACAUUCAGUAGUGGUGCGUCCACGAGCUGUUGGUGCAUUUAAUUAUUUACCCGCGCAGAUAACUUAUUAUCCAACUGAAGAUGCGAAAGAAGUGCGCAUCAGCCAUACAACUACUCCAGGCGAAGGAUAUAUUUAUCGACGAAAAGAUUAUGACCGAAAGUUUUCGGCGAAAGUGGGUGUGUGGUUGGUAUUUUUAAUGCUAGUCGCACCAUCAACAGUUAUUCCGUUUGUAUUGUGGUACAAUAGUAAGGCGAAAUAUGAUCAGGAGACUCCGUCGAAAAAAAGCAAAUAG
Acanthocheilonema viteae is the source of this 750-nucleotide messenger RNA. The record is from the annotation of a GenBank genome assembly. Lineage: Eukaryota; Metazoa; Nematoda; Chromadorea; Rhabditida; Onchocercidae.